AUGCCAUUCAGACCUUUUGUUGGUCUAAACAAUCAUCGUUGCACCACUGUGUUCGGUUGUGCUGUUGUGUCAGAUGAGACGGAGGAUACAUAUGUUUGGGUGUUGCAGACCUUCUUGAGAGCUCAUUGUCAGAAGAAGCCGAGGUCUGUAAUUACAGACGGAGACGCAACCAUGAUAAGGGCCGUCAGGAAGGUCCUUACUGACGUGUGGCAUCGACUUUGUUCGUGGCAUAUAGAGAAAAACAUGCAGAAACACCUCCACCACAAGUCCCUUAAGGAGUUCAGAGCUCUUAUUUACUAUGCCACUACACAUGAUGAGUUUGAGGCGAGAUGGGCAGCUUUUAGAGCUAAAUGGGAGUCGGAGAAAACUGAAACAUGGUCGCGUAGGAUGUACAGGAAGAAAAGGCUUUGGGCUGCAUCAUAUCUCACCGGUGGGUUCUUCCUUGGUAUGCGGAGUAACCAGAGGAGCGAGAGUCUGAACUCUUGCCUUCAUAUGCAUCUUGACUCUGGCAUGACAAUUGUUGAUAUGGUUGUGCAUUAUGAGAACUGCAUUGUUUGGCUCCGUGAGAACGAGUCACACGACGACUGCAUGUCCACACAGACAUUCCCUGUACCAGUACUCGACGAGUUCAAAUGCAUUGAAAAAGCCGCUGCCCGUGACUUCACUGCGGUGAACUUUUACCUCUUGCAGAAAGAAAUGAAGAAGGCAGCGGAUAUUGAGAUCAUAGAUAUACUCAGUGGAGCCGUCAGUAGGAGAUUCAUAGUGGCAUGGAAAAAUAAGAGGCAACUGAGAUUCAAAGUGGACUAUACACCUACUAAUUCAGAAGAAACGGUGAAGUGCAGUUGUGAUAGUAUGAAAUGUAAAGGUCUUCCAUGCAAGCAUGUUCUUUAUGUUUUAGCCAGGUUGAACGUGAAGGACUUACCUAAGUGCUUAGUGCUGCGAAGAUUCACCAAGAAUGCUAGAGGUGGACUGCCCGUGAAACGCACUAGCGAUCUCUUCGCAUGGGGAUGGGCAGGUACUGAGGAGAGAACUAAGUACAGUGAGUUGACUAUUUUGUCAGCGGAAGCAAAUCAUGCGGCAUGUCAUAGACCAUUCCUAUUUGAUAAACUGAAGGCUGCUCUGGAGGAUGUGAUAGCAAACAAGGACGUUGAGGAGGAAGAUUAUGUGAGACAACAUAGGGUUGCACAAGACGAUGCUUUUGUGCCGAAUCAAGAUCAUGUUUUUGUUGGUGAUCCAGAGAAAAUCAAUUCGAAAGGAGCACCGAAAGGGCAGAAUAACAAAGGCCGUGGAACAUGGCAUGAUGAUCAUAGCAAGGAUUGUUUGAAUAAGAAGAACAACUUCUGA
Molecule: messenger RNA, 1344 nt
Organism: Aegilops tauschii subsp. strangulata
Lineage: Eukaryota; Viridiplantae; Streptophyta; Magnoliopsida; Poales; Poaceae
Product: protein FAR1-RELATED SEQUENCE 12-like
Molecular function (GO): zinc ion binding
Source: RefSeq, a predicted model, not a curated record